CUAAAGCUAAUCCUCAUCCCUCCUCUCUUAAUCUUUCCUCUCCUCGAAAAUACGUUGCCCUGUACUAAUGGUAUCGGCGAAUGGAAGUUUGGGGCAUGGACACAAUUUCCAAUGGAUGUUUGGACAAGGGUGAGGCGAGGGAUCGAGGCGACAAUUCUUCCCCACCACCACCGGUCGAAGCGAGAGGGUCAGCAUCGCGACCACCACCGCAGGUUGUUAAGGCACGAGGAUCGGGAAGGUUCUCGUGAACGGGAAAGGAAGCAAGAGCGAUCAGUUGGAUUGAGGGGGAAUGAUCGAGAAGGCAGCAGGGAGAGAUUUGAUCGGUCUCACAACCGUCGAAGGCGAGAGCUUUCUAGCAAUGAUACUUGGGGAAUUGUUGUUACGGGUGUCCCAGACAAGAAAAUCAAACAUCAAGAUUCUAAUGGCUUUAAUUCAAGCUUAGGUGGAGUGAUGCAGAUGUGAUACGUUUGAAUUUUGGAUUAUUGCCUAAGAAUGAUGGAUUUACUGAUUCUAAUGGUUGGGCCUUUGUGGAAGCAAAAUCAGACUUGCAAGGUACUGUGGGGAAGAUUAAAAAAAAAUGGCCAUGUGAACCGGUGGGGAAACGACGAGGGUGAAGCUAUGAUUAGGGGUGGAUCCUCGUGGAACGUUUUUCAUGGCAUUAGGACACGUUGCCCUUGUGAUGGUGGGGUUGUUUCCGAGCAGUCAUGUGAUGAUCAAGUGAAGGGAAAUCAAUUGCUAUAGUUGAUUCAAUUCAAUCCGCUUCGACGUAAGGUGAGUGUAAAGGGGGUAAAUUCUACGCCUUACGGUAUUCAAGUUUUUGAGAUUUGACUGCUAUGUGCCGUACUUGCAUUUGUAUGCUUAUAUGAUGUCAUAUGAUUUGUGUGAGUUAUGCUUCCAGUUUUAUGUUGUUGUGUGCUUUACUUACAAGUAAGUUUAAGUUAAAGAAACAAGUUCUUUUUAAGAAGUAACUCACCUUUAAGAAGGUGAAGUCGUUUUAAGUGUUUUUAGUCACUAGCGCCAGUCCGUGGCCUUUUGAGACAUUUUGAGAUAGAGCAGCAGUUAUGCUCUUGAGACUUUUAAGAUGAGCAGCAGUUAUACUCUUGAAUCGUGGUGAAGAGCCACCACGAUAAGUUUAAGAUGUUAGGGGGAUGAAUCGUUACGACUCCCCUAACUAAGUUUAAGUUUAAGGAAAGCCUGGAUGGCUUCUCAUACGUAUGACUUGGCAACCGGACUAGCUAGUGAAGGAUCCUCGUGUCGGUCAAGUAUUUAAGUCAAGAUUUGAGCUUUAAGAGAGGAGAGUAACUUCAACUCCCUCAAAGUUUAAGAGUUAAGAUUUUAAGAUUGGAAGUACAAACAACUUCCACAAGUCAAAGUUAAGUGUUUAAGUAAAGUACUCAAGUAUUAGAAUUAUUAAAACGUAAGGGCGUAGACUGACCCCAUCUCACUCACCAGGACUUAGUAAAGGAAUAAGCGAGAA
Molecule: messenger RNA, 1477 nt
Organism: Linum trigynum
Lineage: Eukaryota; Viridiplantae; Streptophyta; Magnoliopsida; Malpighiales; Linaceae
Source: the annotation of a GenBank genome assembly